Messenger RNA from Oncorhynchus keta (chum salmon), 2589 nucleotides. RefSeq names its product growth hormone secretagogue receptor type 1-like. The record is from RefSeq and is a predicted model, not a curated record. Bases 4 to 1056 code for a protein of 350 amino acids. Gene Ontology annotation, molecular function: growth hormone secretagogue receptor activity. The transcript is spliced from 3 exons. Gene Ontology annotation, cellular component: plasma membrane. Gene Ontology annotation, biological process: hormone-mediated signaling pathway; G protein-coupled receptor signaling pathway. NCBI's taxonomy places the organism in Eukaryota, Metazoa, Chordata, Actinopteri, Salmoniformes, Salmonidae.
ACCAUGGACGUGUCAGUGCUGGGCAGUGGGAGCAGCUGUUCAGAGGAUUGUGUGCUAGGGUCUGGCUGUCUGGAGGACUGUGGGAACCAGAGUGACCAGACUGACUGGGAAUGGGAGGACUUCAGUGGGGCUGAGCUGGUGUGUGUGACAGCCGUGUGUGUGCUGCUGCUGGCCCUGGGCAUCGUAGGAAAUAUGUUAACCAUCCUGGUAGUUUGGCUCCGGCCACACCUGAGAAGCACCACCUACCUCUACCUGAGUAGUAUGGCCGUCUCCGACCUCCUCAUACUGCUUCUGAUGCCUUUAGAUCUGUACUACAAGCUGUGGAGGUUCCGGCCCUGGGAUCUGGGUGAUGCAGUGUGUAAGCUGAGUGUGUUCAUCAGUGAGAGUUGUACCUACUCCUCCAUCCUCCACAUCACCGCCCUUUCUCUGGAGCGCUACCUCGCUGUCUGUCGACCACUCACAGCCAAGACCCUGGUCACACGGACCCGCGUCCGCACUCUCAUUGGCUGCCUGUGGGUUGUGGCCGUGAUCAGCGCUGGGCCGGUGUUUGCUAUAGUAGGGGUAGAGGAGCUGGGGGGAGGUGAGGGGGAGAGCGAGUGUCGCUGUACGGACUACGCCGUCUCCUCAGGCCUGCUGGGGGCCAUGAUGUGGCUCUCCAACCUCUACUUCCUGGUGCCGCUGGGCAUUCUGGGAGUUGUGUAUGGCCUGAUCGGCAGGAAGCUUUGGCUCCGCCCACAACGCAGCAGCCGAGACCGCGCCCAGCGACACACCAUCAAGAUGCUCGGGAUGAUCGUGCUGGCGUUUGUUCUGUGUUGGCUGCCGUUCCACGUUGGUCGGACGUUGUUCUCUGUGACUCUGGGCUCCAGUGCUGAUAUGUACUACAUCUCUCAGUACUUUAACCUGGUCUCCUUUGUGUUGUUCUACCUCAGUGCUGCUGUCAACCCUAUCCUCUACAACACCAUGUCAGCACGCUACCGCCACGCUGUCCGCAGCCUGCUGCGCUCACACACACCCCACCCCCCACCCACACCACAACACUCUACCACCACCCUGUAACUCACACACACCCCACCCCCACCACCCCCCACCCACACCACAACACUCUACCACCACCCUGUAACUCACACACACCCCGCUCCCACCACCCCCACCCAUGCCACAACACUCUACCACCACCCUGUAACUCACACACACCCCACCCACACCACAACACUCUACCACCACCCUGUAACUCACACACACCCCACCCCCACCACCCCCCACCCACACCACAACACUCUACCACCACCCUGUAACUCACACACACCCCACCCCCACCACCCCCCACCCACACCACAACACUCUACCACCACCCUGUAACUCACACACACCCCGCUCCCACCACCCCCACCCACACCACAACACUCUACCACCACCCUGUAACUCACACACACCCCGCUCCCACCACCCCCACCCACGCCACAACACUCUACCACCACCCUGUAAUUCACACACACCCCACCCCCACCCACACCACAACACUCUACCACCACCCUGUAAUUCACACACACCCCACCCCCACCCCCACCCACACCACAACACUCUACCACCACCCUGUAACUCACACACACCCCGCUCCCACCACCCCCACCCAUGCCACAACACUCUACCACCACCCUGUAAUUCACACACACCCCACCCCCCCACCCACACCACAACACUCUACCACCACCCCCCACCCACACCACAACGCUCUACCACCGCCCUGUAAUUUACACACACCCCACCCCCACCCCCCACCCACACCACAACACUCUACCACCACCCUGUAACUCACACACACCCCGCUCCCACCACCCCCACCCAUGCCACAACACUCUACCACCACCCUGUAACUCACACACACCCCACCCCCACCCCCCACCCAUGCCACAACACUCUACCACCACCCUGUAAUUCACACACACCCCACCCCCACCCCCACCCACACCACAACACUCUACCACCACCCUGUAAUUCACACACACCCCACCCCCACCACCCCCACUCACCCCACAACACUCUACCACCACCCCCCACCCACGCCACAACACUCUACCACCACCCUGUAACUCACACACACCCCACUCCCACCACCACCCACUCACCUCACAACACUCUACCACCACCCCCCACCCACGCCACAACACUCUACCACCACCCCCACCCACACCACAACACUCUACCACCACCCUGUAACUCACACACACCCCACUCCCACCACCACCCACUCACCUCACAACACUCUACCACCACCCCCCACCCACGCCACAACACUCUACCACCACCCCCCACCCACACCACAACACUCUACCACCACUCUGUAACUCACACACACCCCACCACUCUGUAACACACACACACACACACACACACACACACACAGAAAAUCUUGGAGAUGGAUGGAGGAAUAAGACUUUGUUUAGAGGCACAUUGCCUUUAGUGAGACAUACUGUCAGAUUUAUUGUAUAAUAUUUGAUUCAUAUAUAUUUUCCAUUUUGAUGACUGUUGGUUCUAAACCCCUGAAGGUGUGUGUGUUCUCAGAGUGAUGUGUAAUAAACUGUAAUUCCA